Messenger RNA from Mizuhopecten yessoensis (Yesso scallop), 3613 nucleotides. Its product is annotated as endoplasmic reticulum aminopeptidase 1-like. Gene Ontology annotation, biological process: proteolysis; peptide catabolic process. Gene Ontology annotation, cellular component: cytoplasm. Gene Ontology annotation, molecular function: zinc ion binding; metalloaminopeptidase activity; peptide binding. The transcript has 19 exons. The record is from RefSeq and is a predicted model, not a curated record. NCBI's taxonomy places the organism in Eukaryota, Metazoa, Mollusca, Bivalvia, Pectinida, Pectinidae. Bases 181 to 3051 code for a protein of 956 amino acids.
CAUAAUCACUCUUCCACGCAUGUCCUGAGAGCAGUAUGCAGCUGACUUACGAUGAAGCUGUUGUUUGAUGCCUAUACUUCCAGGCCAUAACUACCUCGGGAACACACAGCCAUAAGAGGGACUGCCAACAACUAAACAAACCAGCUGUUUUGCACAAUUGAUAAGUUAUAUCGAAAGAGUAUGGCUAACAAUGAUGGAGUAGAUGCCCCAUUUCUCCCAGGUAAUCUAAAAUGCAUGGAAGCUGUAUAUGAACCAUCAAGACAACAAAAGAUCAAACAUGUUGUCACGACAACUGUGGUCGUCAUCCUAAUUGUCAUGUCCAUUGCUGUGUUUGAGCGGUAUGACUCGGAGUUACCUCAGCUACAAAAUGUACGGAGAGCCUCGGAGGCCAACUACCUGGACACCAAUGGAAAAACGUUUCCUUGGCAACAACUAAGACUGCCAAGGUAUAUCACACCUAUGGAAUAUCACAUACGGAUAUAUCCGGAUUUCCGAGCAAAGACGUUCAAUGGAAGCGUCACCAUACAAAUGUUAACAGAACAGCAGACAAAAUUAAUUACGUUGCACGGGAAAAAGAUGAAGAUAACAAAUGUUGAUGUGAAUAUUGAGAGCAAGGAUGGCAGCAUUUGGAGGAAAGGCCAGGUGCGGGCAAUGUACGAGAGUCAAAAACUAGAGAUGCAUAUCCUUGAGAUGACAGAGAUUCUUUUGGAACGUACCAAGGUCAAUGUGACCUUGGCAUUUGAGGGCAAGUUGAUGAAAAAGCUCUCAGGGUUUUACCUCAGCAAUUACACUAAACCGGAAGGAGAAGUCAAGUAUCUCGCUGCAACACUGUUUGAACCGACUAGUGCAAGAGAGGCCUUUCCCUGUUUUGAUGAACCAGACAUGAAGGCUAAGUUUACCAUAAGCAUCGCUCGCUCUAAAGAUCAGAUAUCAUUAUCCAACAUGCCUCUCCUGACAUCAACCACGUACAACAGAGAUAUCAUUUUGGAUACAUUCCAACAGACUGUAAAAAUGAGCACGUAUCUAGUGGCCUUCGUUGUGUGUGACUUUCAAAGUGUGAAUAGAACUACCUCACAAGGUACAAAGGUGAGUGUGUAUGCCCCGCCACACCAGAUCAGCCAAGCAAACUUUGCUCUCGACACUGCCGUCAAAGUUCUCGAUUUCUACAACAAGCUGUUUGGUAUCAAGUAUCCGCUACCUAAACAAGAUCUUGUGGCCCUUCCUGAUUUUGCGGCUGGAGCUAUGGAGAAUUGGGGUUUGAUUACCUUUCAACUCACUGCCAUUCUGCUUGAUCCAGACGUGUCGUCUGCUCGCGACAGACAGUAUGUUGUCAUAGUCAUCGCCCAUGAGCUAGCACACCAGUGGUUUGGCAAUCUGGUGAGCUUGAAGUGGUGGAAUGACGUUUGGUUAAAUGAAGGUUUUGCUACCUUUGUAGAAUAUCUGGGCGCUAAUGAAAUUGAUCCCUCCUUUUCUAAGAUGGAUCUGUUUGUUCAGAGUGAAAUGAUCAACACGAUGGCCAUCGACUGUGAAGGGAACUCGCAUCCCGUCACAGCGACUGUGUCAGACCCAAGUCAAAUCAACGGUCUGUUUGAUGCUAUCUCAUAUGGCAAGGGAGCAUCCUUAAUACGCAUGUUGAGUAACUUUAUGGGCGAGGAGAAAUUCUGGGAUGGAAUUAAAAAAUACCUCAACACGUACAAAUUUGGUAACGCCAGAACUGAGGACUUAUGGGAUAUCCUCACGGAAUUCACACAGACCAACGUGUCUUCAAUGAUGGAUACAUGGACCAAGCAAAUGGGCUAUCCGGUCAUCACCAUGAAACGCAAAGACGAAGGUGUGCAGGUUACACAAGAGCACUUCCUCCUUGGCCGCCAGAAAGCACCACUUAGUCCAUACAAUUACAAGUGGAACAUACCAUUCAGGUAUGCUGUAGCAAAGACAAGUGGUAUCUCGGACCAGCUAAUCAACAUACACAUGGACUCUGGAACAAAGUUUCAAGCGGAUCACGAUCAAGUGAAAUGGAUGAAGGGUAAUUAUGGGAUGUACGGGUACUACCGUGUCAACUACGAGGAGAGUAACUGGCGGGCUCUCAUAAAACAACUUACUGACAACCAUACGGUGUUUUCUUCGACUGAUCGAGCUGGUCUCAUAGAUGACGUAUGCUUCCUUGCCAGAGCUCAUAAAGUAUCGCAAACUAUGGCAUUAAACAUGACUAAGUACCUGCGGAAUGAAGGGGAUUACCUCCCUUGGAGUGUAGCUCUUGAUUGCCUUACAUUCAUCGGGGAGCGUCUCAGAAACAAAGCUGUCUAUGACAAGCUCCAGAAAUACACUGUUGGCUUAAUGCAUCCCAUAAUUGCCAAACUUAGCUGGGAGGACACUGGAUCACUACUUGACAAAUUCCUCCGAUCACUCAUGAUUGACAAGGCGCUAGAGUUUGGACACCAAACAACCAUUAAAAACGGCAAAACGAUGUUUCAUAGCUGGAUGAAAGAUGGAAAGAAAUUGAAUGUGAACUUGAAGGGUGAGAUAUAUAGGGCAGGAGCCCAGUAUGGUGAUAUUUCUGAAUCAAAUUUUAUCUAUAAAGAGUACAUCAAGGCUCCGAUUCCAUCAGAGAAGCAUACGCUACUUGUUGCCCUGUGUUAUACAAGUCACGAGAGCAUCCUACAGAGGUUGUUGAAAGAAACAGCCAAAGGAGACGUUAUUCGUCACCAAGAUCUGAGAAUCAUAAUGGCUGAAAUUUCCAAGAACCCCAAAGGGCAAUUGCUGGCCUGGAUAUUCCUAAAAGAUAAUUGGAACAAUAUAUUGGAAUGGUUUUCCGGUUCAUUGUUUGUCCUACCUGAUCUUAUUCAAAGCGCCACGUCAUCAUUUUCUUCAGUGAAACGGCUUGCAGAGGUGAAAGCAUUCUUCAACUCUGUUGAUGCCAGUGCUGGCAAAAGACAGGUUCUAACGAGUCUGAAUCAGAUCCAGAUGAACAUUGAUUGGCUGGAGAACAAUGAAGACGAAGUCACCAGCUGGUUCAAGGAUCCUGGCAAUAUUUUACUUGACAAUAGUUAAAUGUCAUAAUAUGCUUAGAAUAGGGACAGUUACAACUGACUUUACAGGUACGAUCAUAAUUGAGUCCUAGUACCCUUUGAAUAUUUGGGCAUAUUUAGCUUUGGGUUCUAGUAGUAACUGAAUCUGUGGAAAAGAUCGGAGACCUGACAAAAGUUGAAUGUCUGGGGACGAUUAUAUCGAGUAUAGGGUCCAACAACUGAUUAUAUGUAUAAAACUUGAGCUGUAUCCGUACCAUAAAAAAAUAAAAUUCCGGCCUUGUUUUUUUUCUAGCUCCCCCCUUAUAACAUCUGAAUAUUCACGCUGACUAAUUUGGAAGUUUGUUAUUGACCAUUGUCCAUACUGUGUGGAAUAACCAUUGUCCAUGUUGAAGCUCAUUUAAUAUGUCUAGUUACGCGGCGUCUUGCCCUAGAAGGACGAAACAGUUGUACGGUGCAGCGUAAAUCACGUUUGCCACACUGCAUCUAAUACUAAAUUGUAUAGGUACAUUCACACGUGUGCGUCUUACGUCCAUCUUUCUGCAAUAUUUGUACUUAAGAAGCUAAUUGUCUUGCAAAAUUUGCGA